AUGACCACAUUACACAGGCAACAGGCCAGCAGAGGGCGAAUCUUGUUUUGCUGUCUACUGGGGCUGCUGUGGGACAACGGGACCGGACAGAUCCACUACUCGGUGCCGGAAGAGAUGAAAAAGGGCUCUUUCGUGGGCCAUAUAGCCAAGGACAUGGGGCUGGAGCCGCGGGAACUGUCGGAGAGAGGAGCCCGCAUUGUAUCCAGAGGUAAGAAGCAGCAUUUCUCUUUAAAUGGCAGAAGCGGCAGCUUAGUCACCACAGACAGAAUAGACAGAGAAGAGCUUUGCCCGGGAGCCCCAAAGUGCCUUUUAAAUGUGGAGAUUCUCUUGCAGGACAAAGUGAAAAUUUAUGGGAUAGAAGUGGACAUAAUUGAUAUUAAUGAUAAUGCUCCAAGCUUCCAGGAAGAUGAAAUAGACAUAGAAGUAAGUGAACAGGCAGCCCGGGGAAUGACUUUCCCUCUUCCUAAUGCAUGGGAUUUGGAUGUGGGAAUGAACGGUCUCCAAAGUUAUCAACUGAGCCCAAACAGUCACUUCUCUCUGCAUGUGCAAAGCAAAGCAGAUGUCAAGUACCCUGAACUGGUGCUGGAGCGGGCCCUGGACCGGGAGGAGGAGCCAGUUCACCACCUCAUCCUCACAGCUUCAGACGGGGGAAAUCCCGUCCGCUCCGGUACCUCUCGAGUCCGGGUGACUGUCCUCGAUGCGAAUGACAACGCUCCAGUGUUUACUCAGUCCGUAUACAGCGUGAGUAUUCCUGAGAACGUCCCUGUGGGAACAUGGUUGCUCUCCGUGAACGCCACCGACCCUGAUGAGGGAGUUAACGGGGAAGUAACCUAUUCUUUCUGGAACAUCCACAGCAAAGCCAAACAAGUUUUUGAGUUGGACAGUCAUGUAGGCAGCAUCUCAACAAUAGGGCAUCUGAAUCAUGAGGAAUCAGGAUUCUAUGAGAUGGAAGUGCAAGCUAAAGAUAAUGCAGGUUUUUUUGCAAGAGCCAAUGUGCUGGUGACCGUAGUGGAUGUGAAUGACAAUGCUCCAGAAGUGACCAUCACGUCUCUGACCAACUCAAUUCUUGAAAACUCUCCUGCAGGGACAGUCAUUGCUCUUUUAAAUGUACACGACCAAGACUCUGGAGAGAAUGGUCAUGUCAUGUGUUCCAUCCCAAAUAACCUACCUUUUAAAUUAGAAAAAAAUUAUGGAAAUUACUAUAGUUUGGUGACAAGCAUGGCCCUGGACCGGGAGCAGGUUUCAAUGUACAAUAUCACUGUGACAGCCACAGAUCUCGGGACUCCGCCUAUUUCUACAAACACUCACAUCACCCUGCAUGUGGCUGACAUCAAUGACAACCCACCUACCUUCAGUCAAACUUCAUAUUCUGUUUACAUCCUGGAAAAUAAUCCGAAAGGCUCUUCCAUUUUUUUAGUAACUGCCAGUGAUCCAGACAGCGAGGAGAACGCCCAAAUCAUUUACACCAUAGCUGAUAACAUCUUCCAGGGGGUUCCUCUCUCUUCCUAUAUCUCCAUUAAUUCAGAGACUGGUGUCCUCUAUGCUCUGCUUUCUUUUGAUUAUGAAAAAUUCCGGGACUUGCAGCUACAAGUGACAGCCACAGACUCAGGAGAACCGCCUCUCAACUGCAGUGUAUCUCUAACUCUGUUCAUCCUGGAUCAGAAUGACAAUGCCCCUAAAGUCCUGUAUCCCAUUUCCCCCACUGAUGGCUCCAGUGGGGUAGAGUUGGCCCCCCGCUCUGCAGAGCCAGGCUACCUGGUGGCCAAAGUGGUGGCGGUGGAUGGAGAUUCAGGCCAAAAUGCCUGGCUGUUCUACCACCUGCUCAAAGCCACAGAUCCUGGGCUCUUCUCAGUGGGCCUGCAUAAUGGUGAGAUCAGAACUACUCGUUCAUUUUUGGACAAAGAUACCCUCAAGCAGAAUCUUGUGGUGGCAGUCACAGACAAAGGGGAUCCACCCCUUUCUACCACUGUCAGUGUCACAGUGGUUGUGGCAGAUAACUCUCGGGAGAGUCAACUGGUUUUCCCUCAGCCCAACUAUGCGGACACACUCCUAAGUCUGCAGAGCUUGCUAGAGAAGAGACUCCGAGCGCCGCUGUCCGCCAAUGCCGAGCCAGAACUAAGACUCGAGAUUGAUUGGUGGAAACUCCUACAGAGUAAUUUCCUGCACAGUCCCAGAGCUUACAUCAGAAAGGAGACCCAGUCCUUAAUCAUUGAGACUCUCUUCUCCACAGAGCUUGUCCCUGAUGCACUGAUCAUAGAGGCGCUUCUUCGCUGUGGAGGGAGUCUUAAAAUCCAGAAAUGGCUUGAAGUGUGA
Messenger RNA from Monodelphis domestica (gray short-tailed opossum), 2313 nucleotides. NCBI's taxonomy places the organism in Eukaryota, Metazoa, Chordata, Mammalia, Didelphimorphia, Didelphidae. The record is from RefSeq and is a predicted model, not a curated record.